Messenger RNA from Rosa chinensis, 2079 nucleotides. RefSeq names its product probable splicing factor 3A subunit 1. Lineage: Eukaryota; Viridiplantae; Streptophyta; Magnoliopsida; Rosales; Rosaceae. The coding region runs from base 1 to 2079 and encodes 692 amino acids. The record is from RefSeq and is a predicted model, not a curated record. Gene Ontology annotation, biological process: regulation of alternative mRNA splicing, via spliceosome; mRNA cis splicing, via spliceosome. Gene Ontology annotation, molecular function: protein binding; RNA binding. The transcript has a single exon. Gene Ontology annotation, cellular component: U2-type prespliceosome; catalytic step 2 spliceosome; U2 snRNP.
AUGAUGAUGAUAGGUUCCAUCUUACCCUUACCAGCUCCUCCUGCAAAAUCAGUUGCCACGCAUACCAAGGCUAUUGGUAUCAUACCUCCUCCUCCAGGAAUCAAAGUCGUCAUUGAUAAAACUGCUCAGUUCGUGGCAAAGAACGGACCCCAAUUUGAACAGGUCAUAGCUAAGAAUCUAGACAUAGCAAAAUCAAAUCUAAGCUUUUUGAUUUCCUCAAAUCCCUACAAUGCAUAUUAUAAGCUCCGGGUGUCUGAAUUCCUUGCCCAGCCUGAUCAGUCUUAUGAAAAGCUAGCGAGAGUUGUAGAUGUUGAAGAUGGAGCACCAAAACCUGAUUCUCCCUCCCAGCUUAGACCUGAAUGCAAAGUGCCUGAACCAUCAGAACCCGAAGAGUUUACUGUUCGGCUUCCUGAAGGAAUUUGUGGAGAAGAACUAGAUGUUAUUAAACUCACAGCCCAGUUUGUAGCUCGGAAUGGGAAAUCGUUUUUGACAGGAUUGAGAAGCAGAGAGAUGAACAACCCCCUGUUCUAUUUUCUCAGGCCUAAUCAUAGCAUGUUCAACUUUUUCACUUCUCUGGCAGAUGCAUAUUCAAAGGUGUUGAUGCCACCAGAAGGAUUGACAGGGAAGCUCAAGAAGAGCGUGGCAGACAUGUCUACUGUGCUAGAACGGUGUGUGCAUCGGCUGGAGUGGGAGGCUUAUCAAAAGAAGGCAAAGCAGAAGGCCGAAGAUGAGAUUGAGCAGGAAAGGUUACAAAUGGCUGCAAUUGAUUGGCACGAUAAUGUCUUGGUCGAAGUCAUAGACUUUGAUGAUGUUGAGGAUGACUGUUUACCUCCUCCACUGAGCAUCGAAGAGGUUAUAAGGGGAAGCAAAGUUGUUAUGGAAGCAGAUGAUAAUGUCGAAAUGGAUAUGGAUGAAGAAGAGAUGCAACUUGUUGAAGAUGGAAAGAGGGUAACAGAGGUGGCCGAUCCAGAACAACCACCAAUGAGAAUUGUGAAGAACUGGAAGAGACCUGAGGAGAGGAUGAUCCAAUCCAGUGUUGAAAGGGACAUGACGAUUUCCCCUAUUACUGGGGAGCUUGUCCCUAAGAAUGAGAUGUCUGAGCACAUGAAGAUUUCCCUCAUUGAUCCAAGAUACAGAGAACAGAAAGAAAGGAUGUUUGCUAAGAUUCGGGAGACUAGUCUUGUUCUUGCACAGGAAGAUGAGAUCUCAAGAAACAUAGUGAACCUUGCGCGAACUCGUCCUGAUAUUUUUGGUUCCACUGAGGAGGAAGUUUCUAAUGCUGUCAAGGCUGAGAUUCAAAAUCAAGCGAUAUCACAGAGUAUCAAUGGAGAGGAUAAGAAUGAUGCUGUGAACAAUGAGCGAAGGAACUUUCCUGGUCCAGCAAGGCCUGACAUGCCUUCAGUUCGACCUCAACCUCCACCAACUGGCUUUCUUCCUCGUGUUCCUCUAAGCACGGUUCAUUGUUCAGCUCCUAAUAGCAUUGGCCUCCCAAUACCUCCUCUAGUUGUCCAAUUUCCAUCGGUUGGAGCUCCUCUGCUACCUCCAUCAAUAUUUACGACUGCAACUAAUAUUCCUACACCAUCUCCACCUGUAGCUCAGUUUACACCUAUGCAAGUUCCCCAAAGGCAUUAUAUUCCUCCACCUUCAGUGCAUAUGAUGCCCCUGCCUCCACCACCACCUUUACCUCAAGAAAUGCAUCUACCACCACCACCACCACCUCCAGUUGCAGAGGAGGAACCCAAGCCAAAGCGACAGAAGCUCGAUGAUUCAAUGCUUAUUCCAGAAGAUAAAUUUAUGGCACAGCAUCCGGGACCAGUUGACAUGAAUGUAUCUGUUCCUAUUGUUGAUGAAGGUAACCUCAAAGGCCAACUUCUACAGAUCACGGUGCAGUCUUUAUCUGAAACUGUUGGCAGUCUGAAAGAGAAAAUUUCUGCAGAAAUCCAACUUCCGGCAAACAAACAGAAAUUGAGUGGAAAAUCAGGCUUUCUCAAGGACAAUUUUUCACUUGCAUAUUACAAUGUUGGCGCAGGACAAACACUCGCUCUUUCAAUAAGAGAGCGCGGUGGAAGGAAGAGAUGA